AUGCCAAGGGGCUUCCUGGUGAAGCGAUCUAAAAGGACAGGCUGUGCGUACCGAGUGCGCCUAGCCCAGCGGGUCUUCCUCAAACCAGAGCCCCAGGGGGCGCCGCCCUUUACCAAGGAGGCUUCCAGUGCCCCCCAGCCGGAUGCAGAGCAGGCGGCACCCCCUAGCCCGGAGGAGCCCAGAAAGGGGCUGGAGGAGGAAGCGGCCAGGGAACUGUUGGGGUCGCCUUGUCUGGCAGCUGGGGUGAGCCCGGGGGUGGAUGGGCGGGAAGGUGCAGAGUGGAGGGUGGAUGGCAGGGAGAGUCCCAGGGCCAGCUCCAGCCCCGCAAAGCCGGUGGGCGUGGAGCUGCGCCGGGCGUUUCUGGAGCGCUGCCUCAGCUCACCAGUCUCCGCGGAGUCCUUCCCCGGGGGCGCUGCUGCCGUGGCCGCUUUCUCCUGCUCAGUGGCACCAGCAGCCGCACCGACCUCGGGGGAGCAGUUCCAGCUGCCGCUCCGGGCACCGUUCCCAGAGCCUGCGCUCCAUCCGGACCCCGCGCCCCUCUCGGCCACCCUGCACGGCCUAAAGCGGACCGCCGCUGGCGACCGCCGCGCCAAGGCACCUCUGAGCUGCGUGUCUGGUCCUGCGGCGGCCGCAGGAGUCAAGAAGCCAAAGGCCAUGAGGAAGUUGAGCUUCGCUGAUGAAGUGACCACAUCCCCUGUCCUAGGCCUGAAGAUCAAGGAGGAAGAGCCCGGAGCCCCGUCCCGGAGCCUGGGGGGCAGCCGCACGCCGCUGGGGGAGUUCAUCUGCCAGCUGUGCAAGGAACAGUACGCGGACCCCUUCGCGCUGGCGCAGCAUCGCUGCUCCCGUAUCGUACGCGUGGAGUACCGCUGCCCCGAGUGCGACAAGGUCUUCAGCUGCCCAGCAAACCUCGCCUCCCAUCGCCGCUGGCACAAGCCACGUCCCGCGGUGACAAACGCUGCCACAGUCUCGAUGGACCGGAAGCUUCCUCCUUCGUCCUCCCCGGAUUCCGGGGCUGUUGCUUCUUUUCUGGCGGAGGGGAAGGAGAACAGCCGGGCAGAGCAGACUGAAAAUCAGCACCUGCAGGCCAGGGACAGCUCCGGGGUGGAGCAGCGUCCCGACAGCGCCCCAUCCCAGGGCCUUCAGGUGUUGUCCCAUCUCGAGGCACCGCUGCCUCGGGUCCCCUACACGGAGGGGGUAUUGGGGCAUCGGCUGCCGGGGCCAGGCAGUGCCAGUGGUAUCGGGGGACACGAGAUCUUCGUGUGCCCCUAUUGCCACAAAAAGUUCCGUCGCCAAGCCUAUCUGCGCAAGCAUCUGAGCACUCACGAGGCGGGCUCGGCCCGCGCACUAGCCGCAGGCUUUGGCUCCGAGCGCGGUGCCCCAUUGGCCUUCACUUGCCCACUGUGCGGGGCACACUUCCCGUCCGCAGACAUCAGGGACAAGCACCGGCUGUGGCAUGCUGUCCGGGAGGAGCUGCUCCUGCCAGCUUUGGCUGGGGCACCUCCUGAAGCUCCCAGCCCAGACGGGGCAUCCGAUGGGAAUGCGCCGCAAAUUUUCUCUUGCAAGCAUUGCCCGUCCACUUUUUUCAGCUCUCCGGGGCUGACUCGGCACAUCAAUAAGUGCCACCCCUCAGAAAGUCGGCAGGUACUGCUGCUGCAGAUGCCACUACGGCCAGGCUGUUGA
Molossus molossus (Pallas's mastiff bat) is the source of this 1680-nucleotide messenger RNA. RefSeq names its product INSM transcriptional repressor 2 (gene INSM2). Gene Ontology annotation, cellular component: nucleus; transcription repressor complex. Gene Ontology annotation, molecular function: DNA-binding transcription repressor activity, RNA polymerase II-specific; RNA polymerase II cis-regulatory region sequence-specific DNA binding. The transcript has a single exon. The record is from RefSeq and is a predicted model, not a curated record. Bases 1 to 1680 code for a protein of 559 amino acids. Gene Ontology annotation, biological process: neuron differentiation; negative regulation of transcription by RNA polymerase II; regulation of cell cycle process. NCBI's taxonomy places the organism in Eukaryota, Metazoa, Chordata, Mammalia, Chiroptera, Molossidae.